This is a messenger RNA of Volvox carteri f. nagariensis, 396 nucleotides long. RefSeq names its product histone H2A (gene hstH2A-8). Bases 1 to 396 code for a protein of 131 amino acids. Gene Ontology annotation, cellular component: nucleosome. The record is from RefSeq and is a predicted model, not a curated record. The transcript has a single exon. NCBI's taxonomy places the organism in Eukaryota, Viridiplantae, Chlorophyta, Chlorophyceae, Chlamydomonadales, Volvocaceae. Gene Ontology annotation, molecular function: DNA binding; protein heterodimerization activity; structural constituent of chromatin.
AUGGCUGGUCGUGGUAAGGGCAAGACUGCUGGCAAGAAGGCCGUCAGCCGGAGCGCGAAGGCGGGCCUGCAAUUUCCAGUUGGCCGCAUUGCGCGCUACCUGAAGAAGGGCAAAUAUGCGGAGCGCAUUGGUGCUGGCGCUCCUGUGUACCUGGCCGCUGUGCUGGAGUACCUAACUGCUGAGGUGCUGGAGCUGGCCGGCAACGCUGCUCGUGACAACAAAAAGAACCGCAUCGUCCCUCGUCACAUUCAGCUGGCAAUUCGGAACGACGAGGAGCUGGGCAAGCUGCUGGGUGACGUAACAAUUGCGUCCGGCGGUGUCCUGCCUAACAUCCAUGCGGUUCUUCUGCCCAAGAAGUCUAAGGGCAAGGCUGAGGAUGGCUCGGCUGCCGUUUAG